GGUUACCACCUUUAUCCCUUUUUGUCUCUCCGAGAGGAACACUUGAUAUCGGACAACUAUUUGUGUUUCCUAAAUGUCUAUAGAUGUGCUAGAAAUGUGGUGGCCAAGGCCAGUCAUGGUAUAGAUGGAAACAGUUCACAUGUGCUUUCGAUGAUGCAUGGAACAAACAAAACAAACACAAAAACAUUCGGCCUCAACCUCGAAGUCUGGUGAGUGGUGGAGUAACCGUAUACCAUAGAAAAUCCAAAACCAGGUUUCAACUCGAUCGCAUCUUUCUCCCAUACGAUCAGCUCUGUGUCUUACUCCUACCGAGCACCAAUCACCAUCACAUACCUCGACCUCACCACGCGACAACCACCCACAAUGUCGACCCCGAAAAUCCCCAUCACCGUCAUAACAGGCUUCGUCGGCUCGGGAAAGACCACUCUGAUCCUAAAUCUCCUCCCCCAACUCCGCGCCCAAAAUCCCUCCUACAAGCUCGCUCUCAUAAAGAAUGAAAUCGGCGAUUUAAACGUAGACUCUCAACUCGCGGCUGCCGCCGAAAUGACUGGAGUGUCCGAACUGCUGGGAGCAUGUAUCUGCUGCACAAAUGUCGGACAAAUAGGAGAUGCAUUGAAAGAGUUGGAUGAGACUUACGCACCGAAUCGUGUGAUUAUCGAGACGUCAGGGAGUGCUGAGCCGAUAAAGUUGAUGGUCGAGUUGAAGAGGUUGAGUCUGGAGACAGGGAGGUAUGCGCUCGAUGGCGUGGUCUCUGUUAUCGAUGUCGAGAAUUGGGAUGGGUAUGCCAGUACCUCGUACACUGCAAAGCUACAAGCCCAACAGACAGAUCUGAUUGUCUUGAACAAAUGGGAAAAUUUGUCUGAGAUGGCCUUCGAGAGGACCUUGGAUAAGCUGGGAGAUAUGGAUGUGGAUACACCGCAUAUCAAGAGUGACAAGGGUUGGAUCAGCAAGGACUUGUUAUUCGGCAUUGACGAGAGGAUGGCAAGAGAUUGGGUUGCUUUGAGUCAGCAAAGUCUUACCCACAAGCAUGAACAUGGAGAUGGACACAAGCACGACCAUAACGAGGAGAUGGAAGCCUUGAGCAUCACCCUCACAUCGCCUUCUUCAUCAACAGCAUCCCUGGAUGUCAACAAACUCGCCACUCUCCUCAAGGCAGCUCCCAAGGAUGAAGUCUACCGCAUCAAAGCCGUGCUGCGAACAACACAAACACCCGCCAACAGUGAUGGCACUCCCGCAGAUGACAGCUCAGAGUCUACCACGCCGAAGAGAUAUAUCCUCAACUGGAGCUUCGGUCGCUGGAUGUGGACUUUGGAUCAGACCGAGGUCAAAGAAGAGCCAGUCUUGAGAAUGAGCAUCUUUACAGGGCGCUACGAGAGCAACAAAUGGCUCAAGAGAAUCGAGGCAAAGACAUAUACCGCUUUAACCGGUGCUUCUGAUGGUGAGCUCGAGGUCAAGCGUGUUUUGUAAGGAAGAGAGAGUCGAGCAAUGUUGGACCUAUCAUUUGGAGCUAUAGACUUGGUGCCCACAGCAAAAAAAAGAUACCCCCUUUCUUCAACCUUCUUUUUUCGUCAUCUUCUUCUAAUCCCUCAUACAGUGCGGACACACGAAGCAAAUAGAGCCUCCCAGCUUCUCGUGUUGUUUCUUGACCUUUUCGCU
Messenger RNA from Aureobasidium subglaciale EXF-2481, 1656 nucleotides. RefSeq lists its product as uncharacterized. The coding region runs from base 364 to 1467 and encodes 367 amino acids. The transcript has a single exon. Lineage: Eukaryota; Fungi; Ascomycota; Dothideomycetes; Dothideales; Saccotheciaceae. Gene Ontology annotation, cellular component: cytoplasm. The record is from RefSeq and is a predicted model, not a curated record.